UGUGUGUGUGUGUGUGCGCGUGCGCGCGCGCGCGGACACUCCGGGAGCGCACAGAUCAGAGCUCAGCCCCAUCCAGCCCUGCUCUCUCUGCUUCUCUUUUUCUUCCACACUGGAACAAGUGUCCGCGGCUUUUGUGCGGGAUUCACGGACUCACGGUGCGGGGAGGAUGCACGCACGCACGCACGCGCUCACGCACGCCCGCGCGCGCCUUAACGGAAUAACACGAUCACUGUAACCUUCUCCAGAUUUCAUUGGAUUUGAGGCGAUGACGGAUUCAUUUUGCGCGCACUUCAUAUUGUCGGAGUACAAAUAAAACAAAACGUGUGUGUGUGUGAGAGAGUGUGUGUGUGUGUGUGUACGUGUACGCGCGUGUGGGAAAGUGGAUCAUGCGCUUCACUCCGGCGUCUGUGUGGUUCUGCGCGUUUUCUAACAGAUCUGAGCGCUCAGUGAACAUGAAAAGAGCAGACGGUGUGGAUUAGACCUUUAUUAUUCCCCGGCUUUUUUUUUUUUUUUUUUUUGGACGUCCUCCCUCUCCUUUCUCUCUCCAUGUGGGAUGUAACGGAGCUUCUCCUUGGUGGUUUGGAAUGAAAUGAUGGCGACGCGUCGGGGUGAUGACGGGGAACGUGCAGCCGCAUCGCCAGCGUGUGAGUGUAAGAAGGAUGGCCAUGAUCCGAGUGAGCUGUCCCCCAUGUCCCCCAUGUCCCCCAUGUCCCCGGUGCCCAUGGACCAGCUCUUCUCCUGGCCCGGACCUAAAACCCUGCACCUGCGCCGAACUUCCCAGGGCUUCGGCUUCACGCUGCGCCACUUCAUCGUCUACCCACCUGAGUCUGCCGUACACUCCUCGUUUAAGGAUGAAGACAAUGGAAGUCGAGGGAGACCGCGGUGUCGUCUUGAGCCGAUGGACACUAUCUUUGUGAAGCAGGUGAAGGAGGGAGGCUCCGCCCACCAAGCUGGACUCUGCACAGGUGAUCGUAUAGUGAAGGUGAACGGCGAGAGCAUCAUCGGCAAAACGUAUUCACAAGUCAUUGCUCUCAUACAGAACAGUGACACGUCUCUGGAGCUCUGUGUGAUGCCUAAAGAUGAAGACAUUUUGCAGUUGUUCUCCCGGGACAUCACAGCUCUGGCCUAUUCCAAAGAUGCAUAUCUCAAAGGGAAUGAAGCAUACAGUGGAAAUGCACAGAACAUCCCAGAACCUCCUCCUAUCUGCUACCCACGGAUAGAGCCUAAGACGUCAGGGAUGACACACACUGAUGAGCCUUCUGCUCCCUCAGGUGCUCAUGGAGUGUUGUCCCAGGGGGCGGAGCCAAGCUCUGAUGUGGGCUGUUGUGUGGAAGUCCCUAUUACACAAUUGUCCCCAUCGCCUCCUCGCUCGCAUGACUCCAAACUCCAGACUGUUGCAUGUGUAUAUGAUGAAAGUGUGCGGGGGGCAGCGGCAGAGGUUUCGGAUUCCCUGGAAUGUUCUCCUCACCCGUAUGACACAAACUCUAACCACAGGUUGCAGGAGACAAAAAAAACACCGCUUUGUACCUCAUCCCUUGAAAACCUUUCCUCAGUCCGUCCGAGAUCCCAAACCACACCUUGUUCUUCUUCUGCUAGAGGGACACAGUUGCACUACACACCAAAAAGACUGUCAGAAUCCCCAGGAUUCUCCACACACUUUCCUAUACACACUCCUUUUCACCCUGACUCCACAUCUACGCCAUCCAGUAGACAUGCCAUGAGCCCAUUCACGCCCUCUCCUCCAACUGUUGCAUCAUCUCCCUGCUCCCCAAUGCAUCAGAACAUUGACUGGAGGAAUUACACCACCUACAAGGAGUACAUUGACAACAAGCGCCUCUAUACGUACGGUAGCAGGACAAUCCAGGAAAGACUGGACAGCCUGCGGGCGGCAAGCCAAGCUAGUAACGCAAACACGAGUACAGAGGGCGUGAAUGGAUCCCAGCCAAGGCAGAGGAGCACUUGUCAUGAGCGAGGUCCUGCAAAUUCUGGAGUCCAAUCUCUAUGCAGUGUGUCUCAGGAAAGACUGGAAGUAAAGGAACGAGCAACGUCAAGGGAUUGGCAUCGAAGUGCAUCACAGGAUGCACUUCCUUCAUCCACAAAGAGCACAUACAAACCUCGGGCAAGAUCUUGCGACUACCUGGGCAGACAGGCUGAAAGCAGGGUGUCGUUGAUGGACAGAAGAGUUUAUGGAAGGACAGAGACGGAGGAGAAGGCACUUACUUGCACUGGAGAGGAGACCAGAGGCUGCAGGCAGUCACUCUCAUUAGGCAAAGUGGCACAGACUCAAAGGACCACAGUGGGUGGAUAUGGCAGUUUCCCAGGACUAAAUGCUAAAAGUAAAGGUACAGAUCCACAGAUACUGAGCUCCAGAGUGGAGAGUCUGGGUAACACUGCUGCUUCUAAGACACGGCUCCCCAUUCAGACCUCUGUAUUGGACGGCUCCUACGUAGCCAAGGCUCUUGCUUCUUUAAACACAGCCGCAGUGACCACGAAAAACCAAAGAACCGCCCUUGUGCCAAAUCACAUGUCUCCCGGACGGCAAACUGAGAGCCAUCGGGAUCCCAUUGGUUCCAUUCCUUGCCCUGACCAAUCCAAAGGUCAAAGGACACAGCAGGAUGGGUCAGUAGCCACUAAUGGCUCAAUUGUGGAAGGUCUUGAAGGUGCAGAGGCCACAGUGGUGGUGGUGAGGAGGGAGAAAACAAAAAAAUCAGGCCCAUUACCUCUCAGACACCCGUCCUACAUCCAGGCUGUGAAUGACGGAGCAGAUAGAGUGGAGAAAAUCACAAAGACACCAAAGUGCUGGAGGUCCAACGAUGCUGUGCAAGACGGGUACAAACAAUUGCUCGGAGAGGAAUACAAACCCUCAGGAUCCGGCCAACUGCAUGAGUCACUCGACUCUAUCCCCUUCAUUGAUGAACCGUCCAGCCCCAGUACUGACCUCGAUGACCCACAAUUCCCUGUUUGCACCAUCGUCUCUGCUGUUCCGCCGAGCCCCACCUCCUCCUCCGCCGUCUUUCACCGCCAGCUCUCUCAUGACCAAGACUCGUUGCGGCUCACAGUUCUGGAUUCAGAUUCCGCUGCUAAAACAGAGCGCUCCAAGUCUUACGACGAAGGACUGGACAACUACAGGGACGAAGAACGCGGGAAACUGAUAACGCACAUCGGUCUGAGAGGUCUUAGGAAGACUGUGGAUCGGUCCUCAGAAGAUUCUGGCUCCAGGAGAAACUCUUUGUCAGAUGUCUUUGUUAACGCUACUAAGGAGGGAGUCCUGCACUUCCGCCAGUUCAGUUCAGACAAGGGCAAGCGUGUAGGCGGCGGCAUGCGGCCGUGGAAGCAGAUGUACGCUGUGCUCCGUGGCCACUCCCUCUAUCUGUACAAGGACAAGAAGGAGGGGCAAACGCCAAACUCGCACACGGAGGAGGAGCCUUUGUCGAUCAGCAUUAAAGCCUGUUUGAUUGACAUCUCCUACAGCGACACGAAGCGGAAGAACGUCCUGAGGCUGACCACGUCGGACUGCGAGUACCUGUUCCAGGCCGAGGACAGAGAGGACAUGCUGGCCUGGAUACGAGCUAUUCAGGAGAACAGCAACCUGGAUGAGGAGAACGCACUGAUUACAAGCACAGACCUCAUCAAUCGCAAAAUCAAGGAGUACAACACUCUGAUGAGUCCACCCGGCAGUAAGAACGAGCCGUCCCCGAGGUCCUCUCGUCAGUCUCUGAGUAUCAGACACACUCUGCUGGGGGGGAACAAAACGCCGAGCCCUCACUCGCCCCACAAGGAGCAGGAGAGGAAAAUCCUCCACAGAGAUGAAGCGAGUCCACCGAAGGAUAAGGGACUGCGGAGGAAAGGGAUCCCGGGGCUGAUGAGGAAGCCGUUUGAGAAGAAAGUUGCUCCUGGAGUCACAUUUGGCGUGAGAUUGGACGACUGUCCUCCUGCUCACACUAACAGAUUUGUGCCCCUGAUCGUAGAGGUGUGCUGUAAGCUGGUGGAGGAGAGGGGUCUGGAGUACACGGGGAUUUACCGAGUGCCGGGGAACAACGCUGCCAUCUCCAGCAUGCAGGAGGAACUGAACAGAGGAGUGGGAGAGAUCGACAUUCAGGAGGACAAAUGGAAGGACCUCAAUGUGAUCAGCAGUUUAUUAAAAUCUUUCUUCCGGAAGCUUCCUGAUCCUCUCUUCACCAACGAGAAAUACGGAGACUUCAUUGAUGCGAACAGAACAGAGGAUCCAGUGGAGAGGCUAAAAAUACUGAAGAGGCUGCUUCACGAGUUGCCAGAUCAUCACUACGAGACGCUGAAAUUCCUCUCAGCUCACCUGAAAACUGUGGCUGAAAACUCCGAGAAGAACAAGAUGGAGCCACGGAACCUGGCCAUCGUGUUCGGCCCCACGCUGGUGCGCACAUCUGAGGACAACAUGACACACAUGGUCACACACAUGCCUGAUCAAUACAAGAUUGUGGAGACACUUAUUCAACACUACGACUGGUUCUUCACUGACGAGGGAGAAGAGGAACCGGAGACGGUGGUCCAGACGGAGAGCGCAGUGGAGACGCAGCCCGUUCCCAACAUCGACCACUUGCUCACCAACAUCGGCCGCACUGGCGUCUCUCCGGGAGAAGUGUCAGAUUCACCCACUAGUGAUUCUGCCAAAUCGAAGGGUUCGUGGGGGUCUGGGAAGGACCAGUACAGCCGAGAACUGGUCUCCUCCAUCUUUGCUGCAGCUAACCGCAAACGCAAGAAGCCCAAAGAGAAGGUGCAUGCCAGCAGCUCUGAUGAUGACCUGGAUGCUGUUUUUCUUGAGAGUGAGCUGCAGAACCAGAAACUAAUAGCAGGAGACUCACAUGGUGGGAAAGAACAUGAAAAAAUACCCAAGGGGCGCAAAGAGCACAGGAACUCGUUCUUUUUGAAGAAACCGUCUCCUACUAAGAUCUCUGAAACCCAAAAAUAUGCUACACUGCCCAGUCUCCGCCUCCGAACGCCAGCUCCUUCCAAAAGCUCCACACCUGAAUCACCUUCUCAGGUGGAGGACCUUGGCAUCAUGAACCCAGGAACAUCCGGAUCCAGGAAUCGGUUGAGAAUUUGGGACACAGUAGCUCCAGCUGCCACAGACCUACCUCCAACCGGUCCUGUCGGAGGAUCAGCCAUGGCAGAAGUGAGCUCCAUCACUUCGGAUUACUCGACUACCUCCUCCAUGACGUUCCUGACGGGGGCGGAGUCAAGCGUGCUCAGUGCAGAUUUGCAGAGCCGGGGUGGAGACGAGGCCGAUGACGAGCGCAGUGAGCUGAUCAGCGAGGGACGACACAUGGAGACAGACAGUGAGACGGAGUUUCCUGUUUUUAUCAGAGGCGCCACGACUCCUGUUACCCCAUCCAAGAUCGUCCCUAGAAGUUCAGAGUGUACUAAUGUUCAAAAGCCUUUAAACCGCUACAUCCUGCCGUCACAAAGGCUGACUGCAUUCAAUACGUUGUCCAAGAGGCUGUCCUUGCACCAGAAGACAGACAGCGAAUCGUCAUUAGAAGUUGGAGCCAACCGAGAGGGUGAGAGGAUGAGCCGAAGCGAACCGAGCCGUCUAUCUCGCGUUCUGGAAGCAGUGAAAAAAGGGCGCUCUGUGGGAAGCCUUAGCUCCGCCUCUUCCUCCUCCCAUGGCCAGACAGAACCAACAAAGCGCUUGAGUAUCACCGAGAGGUUGAAGUCCCACUUCCGCUUGUCUGCAGACGAUAUGUUUGGGAUUGGAGGGCACAAAAAUAGCAGGAAGAAAGAGAAAAGAGUCCGUCGGAGACACACUGUGGGUGGGCAGCGAGACUUUGGAGAACUUGCAGUCAUUAAUGACUGGCGUGAACAGGGUGGUGCCGAGAAGGGGGCGGAGCUUUCAGACACGGACCGGCUCAAACUUCAAACCUCGAGAGAGAUUUCCAUUCGGGACUGGAUCACCCGCGAGCGCUGGCAUCCUGGGACUUCACGGGCUGGUUCACCGGGGUCAAAGGUCAUGAAGGGGACUGGCGAGGGUUCGAGUCGUCCUGCUUCUGUGCCAAGCUGCCAAUCCACUGUGGAUCGGUUGAAUGGGGGGGAACCAAAGUGCAAAGGCAAAGCCAACCUGAACUCGGGUUCCGAUGCUCACCCACAUAAACUUUCCGGGGCUCAAGUUGUGCGCUCGCAGUUCUACCAAUGUUUAUAAAAAUGUCUGCAUAUAUGUGUGUGUGUGUGUGUGUGUGUGUGUGGAUGUAUGAAACAAAUGUGAGUGAAUGAAAGAAUUAAUUAAUUAAUGUUCAUAGAGGUACUGCACAAUAUUUUUUAUCCUUUUAAUCCCUUCUCCUCUUUUUAACAAAGUAUAUAUAUAUAUAUAAAUAUAAAUAUAUAUAAAUAUAAAUUGUAUAUAUCUAUGUGUGUAUAGGCUCAUAAGAGGACUAACUGGAGUAAAAUGUAUCAGAUUUGAAUUGUAAUCUCAAUUUUAUGGAUCAAAGUUGUUAAAUUUUCCCUCCUGUAGUGGAUUUGCCAAGACACAUUUGGUGUCAGAUGUUUGGUGACGGUGUCGCAGUGGUGCUAAUGUAGCUUACAAGUAAGAGAAGUCUCUCAUAAAUCCCCAGGUAAUAAAGUAAUUUUAUACAGACUGAGUGCAAGCCCCUGUAAAGAUUAUGCCAUGUUUUACCUUCUAUAAAAUGAGCAGUAGAAAUAACCCCAGGUGAUAUAUAUCCUGUCUGAAUUGGCACGUUGGUAAAAACUGCAUUCUAUCCAGUGGGAAAAGAGGUUUUGCACUUUUUCUUUAGUAUAAACUCACUCCAGGAAGUGCUUGCUCUUUUAUCCCACUGAAACUAAAAUAAAACCGAGUUUAAAACACAUAACAGAAAAAUAUUGAGGUGUCAAAAGGACGUGUCAGAGAAGCAAUGUUUCCGGGGGUUUUAGGUAAACUACCAAGUUCCUAACAUGGGUACAGCAUGCAUACGCUAUGGUCACGUGAUCAAAUGCAACAAGCACUUAUAGUACACAUGGAAUAUUUAGUGUGACGAGAAAUCACGUAUCCCGUGUGAACGUCCUCCAGCAGCAACACUGAACAGGCAAAUGUCGGGAAAUGUAAUCCCAUCUGAAUAGUACUUAAGAAAAAUUCUGAUUGUCCGUGAUGGCGGCCCCCGCAAUAUUCCAGUGUUCAGCUACAUGCUGAAGUUUAGUUCAUGUUUCUAGAUGACAGUAGUCCUACUGUGUCCUAACCCACAUCAGCACAUCUGUAGAUACAACGUGGAGAAGAUUUUGGUUGAGAUAAACUUCCAUGACUUGUUGGCUACAUUUCCCAUGACACUCCAGUGCAAAAACUAAAGACGCAAAUGUCUCACAAGCACGUCUGGGUUGAUCGACUACAUUUGUGGUAAAGGUGAAAUGGUUUACAUUUGAUUUUUUUUUUGCUGAAAUUUUAGAAGACAGUACUGGAAAGGAUGUUGUGGUUAAGGUCUUCUCCUGAAACCCCAGUAAUAUGAAGUCUUUAGACGAUAUAAAGAACAUACAAUACAACCAAUGUUGUAUAUCUUACCACCAGAUUUCCUGAUUGUAAGACUUGUUUUUUAGCCCUCUAGCAUGUGCAAAGCAUGUUCUUGUGCCCAUUUGUUAGUGUGUUUAUGGUAGGAGUGCUACUCCAGCAAUUACGGUGAGGUUACAUGAAGAUGCACCACUGUUAGCGUAGAAAAUCCCAUAGCCACUCUGGAAAAAAUGAGCAAAUGAGCAUUUUGGUAAGGGUAAGGACUACAGAAGGAAACAACACAGCACUAAAUUAUGACAACACUAACCCUACGUUCACACUAGCAAGUAUCGAGUCACUUGUGUAACUUGUAGUUUGUCGCUUGUGGGCGUUGCCUGUCCAGCAUUUUUUUUUCCUAGUUGUGCGAAAUGUUUGUAGCUAUACAUAGCUUCUACAGCUGAAUAGUUACACACAAAUUAAAUAAUGUGUUAAUCAGUGUGAAAAUCCGUUUACAUAAUGGUACAUGCUUAGCUUUGUACUAGCGUCCUUAGCAGAUUAGAUUAGCAAAGCGAGCUAACUAUACAAGCUAUGUACACUCUAUAAACAUUUAAUGAGAGGUCAUAUAUGACAGGACAAAAUGGAACCAUGGUUAUAAGGUUUUCUUCCUUUUUUGUGCAUCAGACAGUAAGCAGGAACUCAUUGCAGGUAGGAAGUAAAGUCGUUAGCUGGGACCUGAAGAAACGUCAUGGAGGAAUCAUUCGAGCCAGCCAUUUUGAUCUGCUGCUUUACAGCGUCACACAUAAUUUGCGUAGAAUUGAGAAAAUCCAUGUUCAACUCUCUGUGAAAUCGUCGCUCUGUGUCGCUUGACGCUUGCUAGUGUGAACGUAGGGUGAUGGGAUAAACACUAAACUAGAUUACAAUAGUGGGAGUGUUUAAAGGACAAACAUUAAUGUGAAAAAAGCCUUCCUUGAGAUUUUUUAUAUUAUUCUGAAGGUGAAGUCCACGUCAGGAAUUGUUUUCUGUGCUGUGUGCUGUGGAAAGCUCUUUUUUUUUUUACAGUGCAAUGAAGCAGCCAGGCGUCACGAAGCGUCGAAGCGAGAAUGAAGUCAAUUUAUAUUUCUAUAUAUAGGAAUAUAAAAAAGACAGAGCCUUUAUACUGGUACUACAGGAAGUGCUAAGCAUUAAAGUCACACAAAGUCAUGUCUGUCUGUAAUGAAGUGCCUCGUACAGCUAAUCUCUGGUACAGGAACUUUUUUCUUUUAAAGAACUGUUGCUCUUGUCUAAUGUUGCAAAUUUUUAUCACCAACUCCAAAUGUGAUCUAGAUUUUUGUACGAAACAAUGUGACCGCAAACCAGUGCUUCCAGUCUUAUCUCAUCUUUCAUUUUGUUACUGGUCCAUGAUAUAUUUUUACAUGCACAUGUUGAUAUAUUGAGAUGGUAAUGUCUGGGUCCGAGGUUGGACAGACUGAGGAAGUGUGUGUGCAUGACAUAAACUGAUGCAUGUGUGAUGACCAAAAUGCUACACAAAAAAGAGAGAAGGUUAAAAACACUGGAAAUAAAUUGUCUUUUUGAGA
This is a messenger RNA of Pangasianodon hypophthalmus (striped catfish), 9015 nucleotides long. Its product is annotated as rho GTPase-activating protein 21. NCBI's taxonomy places the organism in Eukaryota, Metazoa, Chordata, Actinopteri, Siluriformes, Pangasiidae. Gene Ontology annotation, biological process: signal transduction. The record is from RefSeq and is a predicted model, not a curated record. Bases 590 to 6172 code for a protein of 1860 amino acids. Gene Ontology annotation, molecular function: protein binding; phospholipid binding. The transcript has 26 exons.